AUGGUGAGGCGAACGGGCUGGGGGGGGACCAGGGGGCGGUUGGGGCGGUGGGGAGACCUGGGGCCUGGAUCCAUGCCCCUGCUCCCCACGCCACUGCCUCCUCUUCCUCCUCCUCCCUGUCGGGGACCUGGGGCGGGGAGGGUCUCCUUCUCUCUGUCCCCUGUCCCUCCCACAAGAAGGGCCCCUUCCUCAGCUCCUCCUUCAGCCUUGGGGCUCCCCUCCGGCACCCCUCUCUGGGGUUCCCACUCUGCCCCUCCCCUGGCCUCGGGGACUCCCCCUCCCCCACGCCGAUGCCCCCAGGACUCUCCUGGGCUGCGGAUAGGCCCUCUGAUCCCCGAGCAGGAUUACGAGAGGCUGGAGGACGGUGACCCCGAGGGGUCCCAAGAUUCACCCCUCCAUGGGGAGGAGCAGCAGCCCCUGCUUCACGUGCCGGAAGGGCUCCGAGGCUCCUGGCACCACAUCCAGAACCUGGACAGCUUCUUUACCAAGAUCUACAGCUACCACCAGAGGAAUGGCUUUACCUGUAUCCUGCUGGAGGAUGUCUUCCAGCUGGGACAAUUCAUUUUCAUCGUCACCUUCACAACCUUCCUCCUGCGUUGCGUGGAUUACAGUGUUCUCUUUGCCAACCAACCAAGUAACCGAAUACGGCCUGGGCCACUCCACAGCAAAGUGACCUUGUCGGACGCCGUCCUACCCUCCUCACAGUGCGCCCAGCGGAUCUGCUCCAGCCCCCUCUUGGUCUUCCUGCUGAUCCUGGCUGCUGCCUUCUGGCUGUUCCAGCUGCUUCGCUCGGUCUGCAACCUCUUCAGCUACUGGGACAUCCAGGUGUUUUACAGGGAGGCCCUGCACAUCCCCCCGGAGGAGCUCAGCUCGGUGCCCUGGGCAGAGGUGCAGUCCCGCCUGCUGGCGCUGCAGAGGAGCGGGGGGCUGUGCGUGCAGCCGAGGCCGCUGACGGAGCUGGACGUCCAUCACCGCAUCCUGCGCUACACCAACUACCAGGUGGCGCUGGCCAACAAAGGGCUGCUGCCCGCCCGCGCCGCGCUGCCCUGGGGCGGCGGCGCGGCCUUCCUCAGCCGCGGCCUGGCGCUCAACGUCGACCUGCUCCUCUUCCGCGGGCCCUUCUCGCUCUUCCGCGGCGGCUGGGAGCUGCCCGACGCCUACAAGCGCGCCGCGCCCCCCGCGCCCCUGCUGGCGCUGCUGGCCCGCCAGCUCGUCUUCUUCGCCGGCGCGCCCUUGGCCGCGCUGCUGGUGCUCACCGUGUACGACGAGGACGUGCUCGCCGUGGAGCACGUGCUCACUGCCAUGACCGCGCUCGGGAUCGCGGCCACCGUGGCCAGGUCUUUCAUUCCGGAUGAGCAAGGCCAAGGUCGUUCGCCGCAGCUCCUGCUGCAGGCGGCCUUGGCCCACAUGCACUACCUCCCGGAGGAGACCGGCCCUGCCGGCAGGACCAGCUCUUACAGGCAGAUGGCGCGGCUGUUGCAAUACCGAGCGGUCUCCCUGGUGGAGGAGCUCCUGUCCCCUGUCCUCACGCCCUUGUUUCUGCUCUUCUGGUUUCGGCCCCGGGCCUUGGAGAUUAUCGACUUCUUUCGGCACUUUACUGUGGAUGUGGCGGGGGUCGGCGACAUCUGCUCCUUUGCCCUCAUGGACGUGAAGCGGCACGGACACCCUCAGUGGCUCUCCGAGGGACAGACCGAGGCCUCACUGUCUCAGCGCGCCGAGGACGGGAAGACGGAACUCUCCUUGAUGAGGUUCUCCCUGGUUCACCCACAAUGGCGCCCCCCAGGCCACAGCUCCAAGUUCCUGGGGCACCUGCGAGGCCGGGUGCAGCAAGACGCAGCCGCCUGGGGCGCCAGCUCGCUGCGCAGCCCCCCUGCCCCCGGGAUCCUCAGCACCUCUCCGUCCCCUCUGCCGGAGGCCUUCCUGGCCAACCUCUUGGUGCAGCCCCUCCGGCCGCCUCAAGACCUCAGCCCUACAGCCCCCUGCCCGGCCGCAGCCACGGCCAGCCUCCUGGCCUCCCUUUCCCGAAUUACCCAGGACUCAAGCUGUGUGUCCCCGGGAGGCACUGGGGGCCAGAAGCUGGCCCAGCUCCCAGAGCUUGCAUCUGCUGAGAUGAGUCUCCAUGCCAUCUACCUGCACCAGCUCCAUCAGCAGCAGCAGCAGCAGGAACUGUGGGGCGAGGCUUCAGCCUCCCCCCUGUCCCGGCCGUGGCCCAGCCCCCCACAGACCCUCUCUCCAGAUGAGGAGAAGCCAUGCUGGUCCAGUGACGGCUCCAGCCCCGCCUCCAGCCCCAGACAGCAGUGGAGAGCCCAGAGGACCCAGAGUUUGUUCCCUGGAGGGCUUCAGGAGCCCACAGACACCCAGAAGGAGCCUGGCCAGGCCACAGGCACUGACUGAGUGGGCUCCUCGGGGCUCCCUGGCUUCUCCAGUCACAGGAGAUCGGGCGAGGUGGAGUGGAAAGGCAUGCCGAGCCCUCUUUAAGACCUCCAUGAAUGCUUUAGUUGGGCCGGACUUGGGAGUCACUGAUGAACUCGCCCAGAGAACAGAGAAACGGUAGGAGAGGAGCUGCCCAAGGUCUCAGGAAACACGUCUUGGAGACAUUCCCCACGUAGGGGGCUAAGGGACAACUGUCGGUCCUGGAGCGGCGGCCCGGGAAGAAGGUACCAAGUGACCUCAUGCCGGCGGACAGGGCCAAGGCAGAGGCCAAGCUACACAUCAGGGAGCGAUGGGGGACAGGACCUGAAAGGCAGUAGGUGCUCAGACUCAUCUGGCCCUUAGGUUCCCAUGGGACUGCUGGAAGGGCAUGGGGACCGUGAGCGGAAAAGACUAGAGGGGCCUGCUGUGUUUGGAGCUCAUGGCGGUGUGACGUCUAAGAAAGUGGCUGUGGGGAACCAGCAGUGAAGGGUGCUCACAGCUGUGCUGCUCAUCUUUGUGACCUUAGUCCUGGACUCCCCACGCCUGGCAGCCAGGGCUGUCCCGGCUUCUUGUCAAGAUCAAGGAAGCCUCACUGGAGAACUGCCUGCACUUGGCUGGAAACCAGUUUUCUACAGGGCAGGGGUCAGAGAGGAGUGUGUGGGACAGGACUCCUCUGUCCAAGAGUUACCACCCCAACACCAUGUGCACAAGUUAAAAGACAAAGCUUGUCAUUAUUCUGUAACUGUAAUUGACAGCGCUGGCUUAGGCAUCUUAGUAGGUCUCCUAACUUCUGGUCCAGUCUCUUAUGGUAAAUCUUCAAUAAUAAAUAUUUGAAUGAUUUAGA
Molecule: messenger RNA, 3256 nt
Organism: Odocoileus virginianus texanus
Lineage: Eukaryota; Metazoa; Chordata; Mammalia; Artiodactyla; Cervidae
Source: RefSeq, a predicted model, not a curated record